GUAUAGGUGAUAUUUACUAUUUACGUUGAUAUUUAUCUUCUGCAAUAAAUUAUGCAGCCAUAGCGUUGCGAAAUUAUAGUACAUAGUUGUUAUUAUAUUCCUAAAACUUUUUCCCCCAUCAUUUCAUGUCCUGGUUACAAUCUAUUACCAAGAGGUUACGAAAAAGCAUUUAAUAUAAUGGCCGCAAAAUAUGGGAACGGAAAGAGGCACGAUGUCGUGGAAUUUUUAAAGAAGGAUUAUAAAGAAUGGUCAAAUAGCACGGAUAAUAAAAUUAACGAAUAUAUUGAAAAUCAUUCAAUGAAACUGAAAACCUUGCCCGCGGCCCAUGGGAAAGAGAUAAGCAAAGUUAUAGAAGAUUUAAAAGCCGCAUUACCAAACAUAAGUCCCAAACAAGUGAGAAGGUUUUAUAUUCCAUAUUACGAGGCGAUCCUUCUAGAGCUUAAAGAAGAAGGAUAUGAAGAAGUAUUUCAUUACAUGAAAGAACUUUUAGAUCUCGAUGAAAAAAUUACGGAUAGAACACCUGGACUAUUAUCAUGGAAGAAACCAUCUUUGAAAGAUCAAAAAGAUUUUAUAAAUCAUUUGAAGGAUGGAUUAAUCGCAUCUGAAAAGAGCAAGAGAAAGGGUAACCACGUUGAGCAAACAAGGUUACUUCUAGAUGUGGCGUUGUUUUUUCAGUCGAAAACGUGGGAAUGGUGGUGGAUAGCUGAGCAUAUCUAUCAAAUUGCUCUUUCAGCUGCAAAAUUGAUCGUAAAUGAUGAUGGUCGAACUAUUACCCUGAUACGUUACUUGUACGGUCGAUUUCUUUUUUACGAAUUGCAGAAUCCAAACGAAGCUUUAGAUUAUUUGAAGAAGGCGCGAGCAGAUUCAGAGAAGAAAAUAUGGAAUGCGUCAAAAGUACUUGAAAUAAAGCAAAAUUCAAUUUUCAAAGAAUGCAAUAUCCUUCUGUAUAAAAUACUAUUAAUUUUUGCUCGCAAUCAACGCUGCGAAAAUCCCAGCUCCGCUCUGAAUGCCUGUAUAGAGGCUGCAGAAAGAGCUACCGAAGCUGGAAAUGCCGAAUACGUGAAUGAAGUACUUUACGAACUCGGAAAGUGUUAUAUGGCUGUAAACGAGACUAAAAGUGCGUUACAAAGCUUUUCCAAGUUAUUAGCCCUCGCAAAAAGAACCUCGGAUAUCGAAGGCGUUUGCAAUGCACACAUGGAAUUAGCAUUUGCAUACAAACAAUUAAAUGACAAUGAUUAUACGGAGAAACAUUUAAGAAUGUGCCAAGAAAACGCAAACAAUUUCGGCCUCGUUGAAAAACUUGCCGAUGCGCACUAUUAUACUGGAGAACACUACCUAAGUCAGGGGAAAUUACAUCUAUCUACCACUCAUUUGGAAACUGCUCUCAACUUGUACAAUAGGCUCAAUUUGUCUCACGAAGCUGAUCGCGCAAGAUGCAUUGCAGGAAUUUCUAAAGGGCAAGAGAGAAUCGAGAAAUACAUAGAAUUAUUAUUACAAUGUGGUGAAUAUGAUAAAAACGCAACGCUGAAACUUUGUCGGUGGAAGAGUUACAGAGAAACUUUCUGGACUGAGAAGACACAUGACACAGGAUCGGACUUCGAAAUCCACUACGAAAAUUCAGAUACGGUUUCAUCGGCAAUAUCUUUUAGAAUUCCCAACGAUAAAGCAGUAUCACAAAUUUGAACAUCCACAUAUAACAAUUACGCUUAAUAAAAUUGAUUCUUGCGAGAAUUCCACCGUUUUUAUUUUACAUUAUACUUAUUCAAUUUUACAUGUAAAUAUAAGAGCUUUGUUUCUUCGGGUACGAUUGCGAUAACUCUUAAACGAACAACUUGCGCAUAAUCGAACUUGUAUUCAAAUUAUACCCUCGACAAAGCUUACUGAAUUUUGAUUGAAUAAGAUAAUUAUAAAACAAUGACUUACUAAUUUUUGAAAUAGUAAGAAUAAAGACACUAAAAUGAAAUGAAUAACAGUAUGUGGCGAUUACAUCGUUAACCCGACCGACGGUGCUUUUUUUUGUACAAUUAUAUAUUAAAACACAAAAAUCCUUUAUUAAAAUAUUUGAUUAAAAAAUUAAGGUAUAUGUAUAUUCAACUUUUAGUGUUUGUGGUCAAUCUAUAGCACAGUGAGGUCUACAAGUUAUAGAAUCGUUAAGAAAAUUAAACAAAUAUUUUUAACUCCUCUUGAAAGUAAAGAGUAUUACCGAAUCAAAAAUUAAAUUUCAUGAGCUAAAAAUUAAUUG
This is a messenger RNA of Eufriesea mexicana, 2242 nucleotides long. RefSeq lists its product as uncharacterized. The record is from RefSeq and is a predicted model, not a curated record. NCBI's taxonomy places the organism in Eukaryota, Metazoa, Arthropoda, Insecta, Hymenoptera, Apidae. Gene Ontology annotation, biological process: cilium movement. Gene Ontology annotation, molecular function: protein binding. Gene Ontology annotation, cellular component: cilium. The transcript has 9 exons. The coding region runs from base 178 to 1683 and encodes 501 amino acids.